AUGUUGGAGCAAGACAGUUCAGAUUUCAAGAUCCAUCCUCUCACACAGUUUCUUCAAUCCUUCACCGGCCUAAGACAUUUGAAACUGAAACUUUCCAGCUUUACACUCGAGCCUCACUUGGCCACUGCCAUUGCACACCAUCGUUCCUCAUUGCAGUCUCUCAUAUAUCACGAGAGAGAGCUUCAACUAAUUGAUGACGAGGGGCGAUUUCAAGAGCUACGAGAUAAAGAAAUGACUUUCAUGGUGCAACUUCCGCAUAUUGUUAAUUUGAGUCAGUUUUCAGCGCUAGCGCUUUGCGCUUCACCAUCAAAACUACGCUCUAUAUUGGAGCCUUUGCGCAAAGAAGCAUCGCUGCAUACCCUCCAUCUUCGGUGGACCGGAUCCGAAAAAUUACAUCGGAAUAUCCGAGAAGAACUGAUGUCUCGCCUAACAUCACCGCCAUUUCGUUCGCCUGGUCUUCAACUCAGGCCAAACGAGGUCAAGCUAGGAGGCAAUGAGUCGCAUCAGAUGGCUCGGACUAUUGUGGUCUCCAAAAGCUCACCAGAGGAAGACGAGUAUCUUGCAUUUGUACAGUGGGCAUUUGGUCCGCAAGGAAUGCCAUUUCUGGAGACCCUAGCUUUGGGUGAUUUCUCCUUCGGAGAUCGCUAUAGAAACCAGCAACUCUUGCUCCGACGAAAGACCAAAGAAGCACAAGAAAUCCAAUACCAGGAGAUCCAGCUACCUUGUGGUCUUCUUGACAGGGAUUUCUUUGUGGGAAUACUUGAUGAUGUGUCUUUCCAUGAAAAAUUGAUGGUUGAAGAUUUGAAUUUUCUCCGUGCUUGUCCAGAUGGAGGCUUGAUGGAUUCACCUUAUGAAUAG
Penicillium malachiteum is the source of this 858-nucleotide messenger RNA. RefSeq lists its product as uncharacterized. Lineage: Eukaryota; Fungi; Ascomycota; Eurotiomycetes; Eurotiales; Aspergillaceae. Bases 1 to 858 code for a protein of 285 amino acids. The transcript has 2 exons. The record is from RefSeq and is a predicted model, not a curated record.